AUUUUUAUCCGCUGUAAGCGUACGACAUUUUUUAUGUUAGAAAUAAAUGAUUUAAAUAAAAAAACAUGAAUCGUAAUAAUCGGUACUCUGUUAAUACCCCUAAAAGCAGUAAUCACAGUAUUAUCACAAGAAAGGAUUCAAGCGAAUUAUCAAAAGAAGAUUUAAAUAAACUAUCUGUAAAUGAUACUCUUACCGAAAAAGAUAUACGCAGUUUAAUUUAUGAAAGUGAUUCGGAAGAUAACUUAUGUGAAAGUGAUAAUGAAGAUGUUAAAAAGAAACGAAAUAAAAAAACAUCGGAUCCCUUACAUAAAUGUGGCAACGAUCAUAUUUCUAGUGACAACAAUUAUCAGAAAUGUGCUCUGAAUGUGGACGACCAAAAUGAAUCUCGUAAACUUUCUACAAACGAUAAAUUGAAACAAAUUGCUAGAGAGAAUGAAAUGUUAACGAAAAAAAUUUUAGCACAACAAAAACCGAAGAAAAAAAUUAAUGAUAUUGGUAUAACUAGAGUUCAAAGUAAUGCUGCUGUUAAUCGAAAAAAGGCACAAUGGAGUAUUGACAGAACUAAUCAGAUUUUAUAUAAGAAAAUUCAAACAGCCAAGCCCAGUGGACUGAGUAUUAGAAAAGGUGUAACACUUGGUCGAAAUACAAAACUGACUGUUUAAGUAGCAUAAUUUAUAAGAAAAAGCCAAAUUUAUUAAAAUACUUAUAUAUUUUUUAAA
Messenger RNA from Chrysoperla carnea, 719 nucleotides. RefSeq lists its product as uncharacterized. Lineage: Eukaryota; Metazoa; Arthropoda; Insecta; Neuroptera; Chrysopidae. The coding region runs from base 66 to 662 and encodes 198 amino acids. The record is from RefSeq and is a predicted model, not a curated record. The transcript is spliced from 2 exons.